This is a messenger RNA of Betta splendens (Siamese fighting fish), 1080 nucleotides long. RefSeq names its product pyroglutamyl-peptidase I like (gene pgpep1l). The transcript is spliced from 5 exons. Gene Ontology annotation, molecular function: pyroglutamyl-peptidase activity. Gene Ontology annotation, cellular component: cytosol. Lineage: Eukaryota; Metazoa; Chordata; Actinopteri; Anabantiformes; Osphronemidae. The record is from RefSeq and is a predicted model, not a curated record. Gene Ontology annotation, biological process: proteolysis. Bases 387 to 983 code for a protein of 198 amino acids.
UGACAAGUGCAGGAGGAGGAGGAGGAAGAGGAGGAGGGCGGAUCCUGCCUCACAGGAGCCUUCAUGUCCCUGGCAGAUGUUAUGCUCCAUUUAUGUCCUGUCACCAAAAACACCGUCCACUUAAAUCAUUUCCUCCGGAUUUUAGUAUGAAAGUACGUAAAUCAUUUUCCCGCAAUUAACAUGAUGAUAUUAUAACAAUUUGAUUUAAUAAAACGGCCAAAGUACGAAGUUAAUAUGAUACGUUACAGGAGGUACCUGAAUGCAUCACUUUAUCCUUUAUUUGCCGGUGAGUAGCGCCCCCACGCGGACAGAAGCGGAGUCACAUGCGUUAAAAAAGCGUGAAGUGCGCAACAGCUCUUUAUUUACCGCCUGUGCGAACUCGAGUCAUGGACAGAGGCGAAGUUGUGGUCGUUACCGGGUUUGGAGCGUUCAGGGAGUUUUUGGUGAACCCGAGCUGGACGGCAGCUCAGGGGUUGAAGUCAGUCGGACUGGGGGAGUGGACUGUUUACGUCAAGGAGUUACCUGUGAGUUACGUUAAGACUCAGCAGAUUAUUACGGAAAUAUGGAAAACCAUAAAGCCAAAGUUGGCUGUACACCUGGGCGUGGCCAGAGGUUCCGGUGUCAUCAUCCUGGAACAAUCAGGGAAGAACUGCCACUACAGGGACAAAGACGUGUGUGGUUUCUGUCCCGAGAGUCACUGCUGCGUUCAAGGGGGACCGGACCAACUGGACUCGGUCAUUGACAUGAGGGCCGUCGCCAGGCGCUUCCAACGAGCAGGGGUGGACGUCGUGUACUCCAGAGAUGCUGGAGGGUAUCUGUGUGACUUCGCCUACUACCUGUCGCUGUACCACGGUCAGAGGAGAGCAGCCCUCAUCCACGUGCCGUCAGGCGGCGGCCCGGCCUCGGCCCACAGGCUGGUGCCUCUGCUGCAGAGCAUCAUCCAGACGGCGCUCUGUCAGCUGGACUCCUCACAAACAGCAUGAGCUGAGCCGCACCCCACAAAAGGGCUGCAUAUCAGUCAGGGGAGGAGCAUGGACGGGUACAAUAAGGUGAUUAAAUGUCAUUUAUUGUCAUUUGGAA